GGUGAUGAGAUAAGAAAGAAGGAACAAAAACUUGAUUCUACAGUAUCUGAGAAUGGAGAGAAUUGGAGCAUGGGUCAAAGGCAACUAGUAUGUUUAGGGCGGGCAUUACUCAAAAGGAGUAAAGUAUUGGUACUCGAUGAAGCUACUGCAUCAAUGGAUACUGCAACUGACUAUCUGAUUCAACAAACACUUAGUCAACACUUCUCAAGGACUACUAUCAUCACAAUUGCACAUAGGAUAACAUCAAUUCUUGAUGCCGAUAUGGUCCUUCUUCUUGAUAAUGGUCUUAUACUAGAAUAUGAUUCCCCAACCAGAUUGCUAGAGAUCAAGUCUUCCUCAUUUGGAAAGCUUGUUAAGGAGUAUACUCGAAGAUGUAAUUAGUAGUUUUUGAAUAGCUAGAAGCAAGUUUUGAAUGUUCAAAGUAAGAAAUCUGCAUUGGACUGAGUAUCUUGCUAUUUUGAAUAUGCAUUUAAUUUCUUGGAA
Macadamia integrifolia is the source of this 483-nucleotide messenger RNA. Its product is annotated as ABC transporter C family member 3-like. Bases 70 to 381 code for a protein of 103 amino acids. The record is from RefSeq and is a predicted model, not a curated record. Gene Ontology annotation, cellular component: vacuolar membrane; plant-type vacuole. Gene Ontology annotation, molecular function: ATPase-coupled transmembrane transporter activity. Gene Ontology annotation, biological process: transmembrane transport. NCBI's taxonomy places the organism in Eukaryota, Viridiplantae, Streptophyta, Magnoliopsida, Proteales, Proteaceae. The transcript has 3 exons.